Molecule: messenger RNA, 1848 nt
Organism: Penicillium daleae
Lineage: Eukaryota; Fungi; Ascomycota; Eurotiomycetes; Eurotiales; Aspergillaceae
Exons: 7
Coding region: 1-1848 (615 amino acids)
Biological process (GO): transmembrane transport; oligopeptide transport
Cellular component (GO): membrane
Molecular function (GO): dipeptide transmembrane transporter activity
Source: RefSeq, a predicted model, not a curated record
AUGAAUGCGUCCGACCCCAUCGAGGUCGCCGAGGUGUCCAAGUCCAAGGCACUUCAGCACGAUGUCGACCUGAGCGAGAAGCGCCAGGAUCCUGGCCAGGAUCUGACUAUUGAGCCUGCUCCGGCCGACCAAACUACGGAAGGCGAGGAUGAAGUCCUUCACAAGGUGUAUCCCAGUGAAGAGGACUUGCGGACUCUGCGCCGUGUCGCGGGACGUCUUCACUGGACUAUCUUCACUGUCGCAUUUGUAGAGCUGUGCGAGCGGUUCUCAUACUAUGGAACUACGGCAGUUUUUGUCAAUUUUAUUCAGCGCCCUCUUCCGGCAAACUCGAAGACCGGUGCUCUGGCAGCUGGCGCUGAUUUUAAUAACGACGUGCCUGGAGCUCUGGGAAUGGGGCAACGCGCUUCUACUGGUCUGACACUGUGCACAGUCAAUCAGUUCUGGUCAUACGUGAUGCCAUUGGCCGGUGCAUAUAUCGCUGACCAGUACUGGGGUCGAUUCCGCACCAUCUUUGCAUCCAUUGCUUGCGCUCUCGUAGGACACGUCAUCCUGAUUGUGUCUGCCAUUCCUAAUGUCAUCGCCAAACCUGGUGGCUCGAUUGCUUGUUUUUCGAUCGGUCUGGUCAUCAUGGGUGUUGGAACUGGUGGCUUCAAGUCUAACAUUUCCCCACUCAUUGCUGAGCAAUACCGCGAGGACAAGCCAUAUAUCAAGGUCAUGCCCAAUGGAGAACGGGUGAUCGUUGACCCUGCUGCAACAGUCGCCCGUAUCUAUCUGUACUUCUACCUGAUGGUCAACGUUGGUUCCUUGGUCGGCCAGCUUGCCAUGGUGUACGCUGAGCGAUAUGUUGGAUUCUGGCUGUCUUUCCUUCUCCCCACGCUGAUGUUCUGCAUCUGCCCGACGGUGUUGUACUUCUGCCGGGGCAAGUAUCACCUGGUCCCACCCACGGGCUCGACUUAUACCCAGGCCUUCCGUUUGUGGUCUUUGGCUAUGAAGGGCCGCUGGUCUCUCAAUCCUGUCAAGAUGUUCAAAAAAACUGCACCCGAGCACGAAUUCUGGGAUCACGUUAAGCCCACCACUCUGGGCGCUAACAAGCCUCAGUGGAUGACCUUUGAUGACGCGUGGGUGGACGAAGUUCGCCGUGGACUCAAGGCUUGCCAGGUGUUCCUGUGGUAUCCUCUUUAUUGGCUGGCCUACAACCAGAUGCUUAACAACCUGACCUCCCAAGCCGCAACCAUGCAGCUGAACGGUGUCCCCAACGACGUCAUUAACAAUUUCAACCCCCUUGCUCUGAUCAUCUUCAUCCCCAUCUUUGACCGCCUCGUAUACCCCGGUCUCCGCCGCAUGGGAUUCCACUUUACCCCACUGAAGCGCAUCACCGCUGGUUUCGCCGUUGCCGGCUCCGGCAUGAUCGUUGCCACCGUCACCCAAUUCUACAUCUACAAACUCGGACCCUGCGGCAAAGACGCUAACCGCUGUCUCGAGGAGCUCGGCGAGCACAGUCCCAUCUCCGUCUGGAUCCAAGUUCUCACUUACGUUCUGGGCGGUAUCUCUGAGAUUCUGGCCUCGGUCACCUCGCUCGAGUACGCCUACACCAAGGCCCCCGGAACAUGCGCCGUGGCGCUUUUCACGAAUGCCAUUUCUGCGGCUAUCGGACAGGCGUUGGUGGGUCUUUCUGCGGAUCCGCUGCUUGUGUGGAACUAUGCUAUUGUGGCUAUUUUGGCGUUUGCGGGCUGCGUGGGCUUCUGGUUGACUAAUUUCAAGUUGGAUCAGGAGGAGGAUAAGCUUAACAUGUUGCCUCAGAGUAAGUAUGAGGGUCGGGGGGAGAAGACAGAUGUGGAGGCGAAAUGA